Messenger RNA from Oncorhynchus tshawytscha (Chinook salmon), 3727 nucleotides. RefSeq lists its product as uncharacterized. NCBI's taxonomy places the organism in Eukaryota, Metazoa, Chordata, Actinopteri, Salmoniformes, Salmonidae. Bases 1349 to 3493 code for a protein of 714 amino acids. The transcript has 8 exons. The record is from RefSeq and is a predicted model, not a curated record.
UAGGUAGGGCCUAGACAGUUGAUGCAUAUGUAGGUAGGGCCUAGACAGUUGAUGCAUAUGUAGGUAGGGCCUAGACAGUUGAUGCAUAUGUAGGUAGGGCCUAGACAGUUGAUGCAUAUGUAGGUAGGGCCUAGACAGUUGAUGCAUAUGUAGGUAGGGCCUAGACAGUUGAUACAUAUGUAGGUAGGGCCUAGACAGUUGAUGCAUAUGUAGGUAGGGCCUAGACAGUUGAUGCAUAUGUAGGUAGGGCCUAGACAGUUGAUGCAUAUGUAGGUAGGGCCUAGACAGUUGAUGCAUAUGUAGGUAGGGCCUAGACAGUUGAUGCAUAUGUAGGUAGGGCCUAGACAGUUGAUGCAUAUGUAGGUAGGGCCUAGACAGUUGAUGCAUAUGUAGGUAGGGCCUAGAAAGUUGAUGCAUAUGUAGGUAGGGCCUAGACAGUUGAUGCAUAUGUAGGUAGGGCCUAGACAGUUGAUGCAUAUGUAGGUAGGGCCUAGACAGUUGAUGCAUAUGUAGGUAGGGCCUAGACAGUUGAUGCAUAUGUAGGUAGGGCCUAGACAGUUGAUACAUAUGUAGGUAGGGCCUAGACAGUUGAUACAUAUGUAGGUAGGGCCUAGACAGUUGAUGCAUAUGUAGGUAGGGCCUAGACAGUUGAUGCAUAUGUAGGUAGGGCCUAGACAGUUGAUGCACCUUCAUUUGCCAGAGACAGACAGAGACAGAUAGACAGGGUGGAAGUGGUAGCCUACAUCUCUAAGGGAAGGAGGUAGGGCUGGGGCUUGUGUUCUACAUCUGAAAGUAAAACCACAGCACGGCUGACAUGUUGAAUCUACGGUGAGUACAUCGACAUAAACAACCUUCUUCUUAUGUGUGACUUUCUUUUUUUUUAGGACAAAGCAAAUGCUUUUAACAUACUGUGAUUUUCUGCCAUUUUAAUUAACAUAUUAGUUUGAACUAUUUUGUAGUUCUCUUUGUGUGCUGUCUGUCUGUCACUACUUGUCAAAGUGUUUUGUUCUAUUUCUGUAUCCCCAUUUUGACAGGAAGCUUCAUGAUGCAAUAACAGAUGUAAAACUAAACUCACUCUCUUCCUGUCAGAAAUCAGAAGAGCUUAAUAGGAAAUGAAAUGCUGUCAAACAUGAAAUCAUUACAUGUCUCUUGCAUGCCUGUCUCUUGGUAAAACUGAAAAACUAAAUGCACAAAAAAAAUGCAAUGACAUAUAUAGUUUGAAUGUACCUAUCCUAUUCUACCUAGAAGAUAGAACAAAACUUUGCUGAUUUGUUAGCGGAUUCAUUUUCAGACUCAUCCCUCCCAUCUUUCCCUGAAGGAGAGUUACACUGACGAAGCAAAGCCAGACAUGUUUCCUGGAACGUUACCGGUGCUGAGAGAGGAAGAGGAAGAUGUAGGACAGGAAGAGAUAGAGGGAGAGCCUGGUGGAGAAACUGAAACUGUAUCUGACCAUAUCUCAGUGGAGAUAUAUGAUGACAAAGAGGAGACUCAACAUAUUGUUGAGGAAGAGAUGGGUUCAGGAGAAGAGGAGACUCAACCUAUUGAUGAGGAAGAGAUGGGUUCAGGAGAAGAGGAGACUCAACCUAUUGAUGAGGAAGAGGCAGAGAUGAUGGACUCGGGAGAAGAAGAGGACACAGGAAUAAAGAACCUUGGCUCGCCAGGGGGUUGGUCUGUGGUUGUUCACUACGAUGAAGAAAGCCGGGAUGGUGCACUCCAGGACAUAGAGAAGAUUGUAACCACAGGACAACCUUUUGCCGAACAAGACAGUGAAAACCGUGAAGUCAGAAACGCAGAGCAAGGUGCUUACGAGAACAGUGAUGUGAGGUGUUUUGUGGGUGAAGACGUCACCAUGGAGAUCACAGCAGAUAUAUGUGAAGAAGAGCAAAGACAGACGGAUGAAGAAAACCAAGAGGAAUCAUCUGAUUCAGACCUGGAGGUCCUGACUAGCUCUAUCACCAAAAAACAGAGAAAAGAGGGAAAUAAAGUAGCGAACUUACUCUCCCAGCAGACUGUUCCUCAGGAGAAUGAAGAGGAAGACGAGCAAGAAGAAGAUGGAGCUCCAGAGGUUGUUUAUGAUUGGCCAGAUCCUGCAGCAACACAGAAUGUGCUAGCUCUUAUGGUCAACGCCUUUGUGGAACACCCACUUCAGAAGAAAAUUAAGGAGUUCCAAUUGGACGACCACCAAGAGGCAGAUGAAAGAUUUGCAGAUUACCCCUCUGUCUGCUCUCCGUGUAAAUACAAAAAGGAUGGAGGAAAACUGUCUAGUCCCUUGGAGGGUAUCUGGAAUACAGAGGAGAAAGUAGACGUCAUGGAAGAGGUAACAGCCUCUAUCUCUCCAUGCGUAGAAGGUGCGCAAGAUUUAGCAGAUUGUGCGAUGUUCAAUACCAAUAUUGACACUAGCAUGAGGAAGAGUAUUGGAUACCAUCUUGAACCUCAGAGUGACAGCAAUAGUUCCAGUUCUAGUGAUGAUGAGGAGGAACAACAGAAGUAUAAGGAAGAACACCAAGCGCUGCCAAGAUACCAGGGUCUUCCUCGGAGAGACCGGGGGUCUGAGGAUUCUUCUCUUCAAGUUCAGUGGGGAGGUGGAGAGGAGGACGGCUCCAAGCAGAGCGUUGCUGCCGACCUGCAUCUUUCAGAAACCAUCUCUGAUGUCUCCACUUUUACCCUUCACAGUGAGGCCAGACGCGGUAGAGCAGCUAUAACUAUCUCCAGAGGUACCGGCAACAUGUCACCAUCUGACUCUGAGGAAAGUUUGCCUGGAGCGGUGUGGACAUUGGAGGCUGAACAAAGAGAGAAUAAACGAGAGACUUGGCUUUGGGGUGAGGCUGGGCCAGGUGCUUUAGAAGACGAACAUCUUUGCAAAGUUCAACUGGAACUAGCAGGAAGGUUGAAGAGCCACAUUCACACUGAUAUAAGCUGGGACACAGGGGAAAAUAAUGUGGAACAUGGUGGUUUAAUUCAAGAUUACCAAUAUGACGCGUCUGGAAUCACAGAGAGUGGAGAACUUGCAGACGAAGAGGAUGACGAAGAGGAUAAUAGGAGUUGGGAACAAGAGAAAGAGAGAAUCAAGGCAUUCUACAAGUUUUAUAAUGACGAAGAGGAAGAGGGGGAGAAUGCCACUGGAACAGAAUGUGAUUUUUCAGGGAGGAAGCCUAGAGUUCAGUUCCACAUGGAUCCCCUGCCUCAAGUCAUUGAAUACACAGACAGCAGUAGUGAUGUUGAUUUGGUCGACAACUUAUCUGAUAGAGACGAGGACCUGGAUUCUACAGAAAGGCUUGAAGAGCAGAGUGAGCCUGAGAGACAGAGAAUGAGUUUACCCGAGACUCGGGAGCCACAAGGAGAACUACAAGAUCUCAGCAAAAUGCCUCAGACCCACACCAAGAGAGACCAGUGUCUGAGGGUGCUAAAGUUACUGGUGAAGAUAACCCUGUUGACAGUGAUUGGACUUCUGACAUUUUGGUGGACAAGAUACCAACUGGACUUGGACUGGUGAUUUGGCUAAAAUUGUCUUGCCUAACGACUGUACUGUAUUGUCAAUGUGUCUGAAUAUAAUUAGAACGUAAAAAGUAGCAGUAGUUAAGUUUUUUAAAAAGGCUUACUUGUAAGGCAAAUGCUAUCUCCUUAUAUACUGUAGUUGCUGUCACUUAUUUGUAUCAUGGCAUCAUCUAUAUCAUGUCUUUAUCUGUUUUGAGGAUAAUAAAGGGGUAUGUUUAUAGUCCCAUUCGAC